UAUCUUAAUAGGUACCGACAAGCUGGUGAGAAAAUUCCAUCAACAUGUACUGAAUAGUAAUCAGGAAUUGCCUAGCUGCAAUAAAGACACUGGGGAGAAAUCCAGACUAAGACAACGUUCUCCAGGUCACUUUGUUACUGUUACAGGAGGUGGACACAUUCUACAGUUUAAUCCUCUAUUUAAGUCAGAGAGUCCCAGUCAGGCCUUCAUGUUGAUUGUACAGAUGAUGUACUCUGAACUGAAGGAACUGACAGAGGACGAACAAAGGAGAAGACUUCAAGAUUACACACUGUGUUAUGAUAAUAUUUGCAACACUUCACAUCCGUAACCACAAGGACCAAAAGUGUCAUGAACUCUAUCAUCCAGAUGACAACCUCCCAUCAUCUUAUAACACAAUGGUUGGAGAACAAACUUUUGCUUGGAUGUCAAGAUUCAAGAAGAUUGUCAACUCUAUGACCCAAACGCAUCAGCUCUUCUUCCUGCAUAGGAUGUGUGUAAAAAAUGUCAGUAUUUUGCUAAAGCCUUCAAUGGAUUUCAAAAAUAAAGCUCCUGCCUUCCAUGGAAUAAACAGUUUUGAAGGUAUCACUCCAGGCUGUUUGUCAUAGUCUUUUUAAGACCCAAGGCCAACCCCCAACCAGGCACCUUUGCGGUUCUUACUAAGGCAGCAAUUGCAGCCUCCUCUGCUUUCAUUUCCCUUAAGUUGAUGGCCAGCGUAAUUGAAGCGGAGGAGAUUGCAACCGUAACAUCGGGAUUACUGUCUUAUCUGGAAGGACAGGACAGCAGAGUUGCAGAGGGCAUUGUCCUCCCUCUGAUUUUUUGCAAAAAGAUGCUGGAGGUUACAGCCAAAGGGCAUUUUUUGCAGGAAGUCAGGGAAUAUGUGAAGGAUGUGUUGCUGCCCUACCACGAAAAAACAACUUUGAACCACCAACCAUCCCAAGCAGCAAAUCGUAGUAGGCCGAAUCGGCAAACAUAUAUGGCAAGAAUACAGUACAGUUUCCCAGUGCAGCAAAAGUUGCUAUACGGGCUUAUUGCGAGGCCAAUCCAGGCGAAAUAAAAGCCAAUCCCGUGAACUGUGCCCAGUACUUUGAUUGCGGAGAGGAAAGUAUCAAAGCAUGCAUGUUCCUCCGAGAAUGUCUGUACCCCCACGUAUUUGAUUACCAAUCCUCAACCUGUGUCAACUUUACCCUUGUUGAUUGCGGGAAGAGGAGAUAGUAUACUUCACUUUGUGACUAUUUGCUAAACCGUUGUCCGCCAUCAAAUUCCACGUGUAAACCGUGCAGUGAGCGCCAUUUUGAUUGCUCCAAUUUAGUGGACGGGCUUCAUCCUACCAACAGUGAUGCAACCCGCGAUAAUUUCGUCAUGUUUCCGAGGCAGAACCAUCGCCACAGAGAAAUGUCGGGAAGGUGUGUUUGACCCUGUAGAGAGGCGCUGUACGCGAUUUCGGUCAGGUGGUGCAUUAGGACGCGUCACAGAUACCGGAUCACAAGGGAUGCUAGGACGCGUCACAGAUACCGGCUCACAAGGGAUGCUAGGACGCGUCACAGAUAAUACACAGACACGCCCAAGAGAUGGUUCACAAGGGAUGCUGGGAGGCGUCACAGAUAAUACACAGACACGCCCAAGAGAGGGUCCACAAGGGAUGCUAGGACACGUCACAGAUACUACACAGACACGCUCAAGAGAAGGAACUCAAGGAAUGCUAGGACGCGUCAGAGAGGCAACACACCUUACAGAAGACAUGGUUAAAAAGCACUGCACUGAAAAGCCCAAAGACAUUCUGCCUCACCCCCCUCCAGUGCGCACAGUACUACGACUGCAGGCAAGCUAUCGGCGAUAGCCAUCUUAGGGAGUGUAGAUAUCUACAACUGUUUGACAUAACCACCAUGACGUGUAAAAACUUUAGUGACGUUACAUGUGGGGAUCGUCUAGAGCCCCAAGCGCCUUGCGACUACCUGCAGAACCACUGCGAGCUAAACUCUGCCAACUGUGUACCAUGUGAGGACCGCCUGCCAAGCUGUAUCAACCUUCCGGACAACAACAACCCGUACCCCGGGAAACUGGACUCGGAGUACUACAUCAAGUGUUACCGCAACCGAACCGUGUCCGUGGAGGCCUGUCAGGUGUCCAAGUACAACCCGGCCACGCGCCAGUGCUCGGAGAACGUCUCACCAGUGGUUUUGGGGAAAUUUUGCCGAGACAACCCGACGUCCAUCAUUCCUGAUACUGAGAACUGUGGGAGGUACUCUAACUGCAGCGACCCCUCCACCGUCCAGGGUCUGAACAAGCCCUACCUCAGAGAAUGCACCUACCCCAAGCUGUUCGCCUCCCCCGCUGUCUGCUGCCAACUGUUCAUGAUGGUAGACUGCGACAAGCGGAAGAAGAUACCCAUGCCUCCAUGCGAGUACGUAGAAAAUCAGUGUUUUGGAACAAACUGUGAGCCUUGUGAAAGCAAAUUCCCAUCAUGCAUUGGAAAACCGGACGGAACUAAUGUAUUCCCCGCCAAGGAAAACACCGGAUAUUACAUCGUCUGCUAUCGUCAAAGGACAGUAGCAAUCGUAUCUUGCAAUCAAGGAGUUUACAGUCAUAGUGAGCGCGCAUGCGUGAGUGAUCCUAAACCCGCGAUCGCGUAGUCUUGUCUGACUGUUUUUAGACUGGGAGAGAAUAUGAACAUUUGUAAAUACUUUGUUAGAGUAUGUGUCUGACUUCUAUUCAUUGUGAGAUGAAGGUCCGUUACAUUGUUUAUAUCGCUGAAUCUGCGCAGAUUCGAUAUCUACAAACCACGAAUUGGAUGGAACGAGAAAGAAUAUCUAAAUUUUAUUUAUGAACUCUGCGAAUGUACUCGGAGACGUUGGCAAUUGGUUUGUAAUUCUCAGUUCGUGUGCACUCUUGCGGAAUUAAACACAUAAUGAUAUGUUCCAGAUUUUUCAUUCAUUUGUAUAUUCAAUGCACGAUAAACUCGUUCCUUUAAUGGGAGAGAACUCUUAGCUACCUCUAGACUGGAAGUUUAUUAACCAAUACUUUGUUUAUAAUGUGUCCAGAGAUUUCAUCUUCUCAUAUUUUUUUUGAUCAGGAUUUUCCAAUGAGAGCAUAAGUAUUCUGUCCUUUGUCGAGACAAUUACUGCGAGCCUACUCAUUUAAGAAAUAAAAAUCAAAACACGCGCACGCUUUGACCAUCAGAAAUUAAAAAAUGCAAAUGCUUUUGGAAAAAAUAAUCUAAGAAAUAAUCUCCUCUGUAUUCUCAUUGACGGCCUAUAUCCAGCUUUAUUGCUCACUCAUCUACCUGUCAUCUGUAUUUAUUGACCAUCCUGUUAAAUUAUGGUAUUUAAUAAAAAGAAUAAAAACUC
This is a messenger RNA of Magallana angulata, 3344 nucleotides long. RefSeq lists its product as uncharacterized. Gene Ontology annotation, cellular component: extracellular region. Bases 1884 to 2630 code for a protein of 248 amino acids. The transcript has 11 exons. Gene Ontology annotation, molecular function: chitin binding. The record is from RefSeq and is a predicted model, not a curated record. Lineage: Eukaryota; Metazoa; Mollusca; Bivalvia; Ostreida; Ostreidae.